Messenger RNA from Oxyura jamaicensis (ruddy duck), 3982 nucleotides. It is a transcript of the gene DRC10, whose product is annotated as IQ motif containing D. Gene Ontology annotation, molecular function: protein binding. The record is from RefSeq and is a predicted model, not a curated record. Bases 428 to 1717 code for a protein of 429 amino acids. NCBI's taxonomy places the organism in Eukaryota, Metazoa, Chordata, Aves, Anseriformes, Anatidae. The transcript has 4 exons.
UUGCCUAGCGACCGCAGGCCCCGGGCCGGGCCUUCUUGAGCUGCUGCUGGGAAGGAGCUGGGAGCUUUCCUCCCGCCAGCCUUGGAGGCCAGGGGUUUAUUGCUUCCUUCCCUCCUCUGGGGUCUUCUCAUGCCCCUGGGGGUUAAACAGCCUCCCUAGGACAGAGACCAGUUCUGGUGUACGAGCCCGUGUCCUGCCUGUGUGCCCAGACCCAGGGAGAGCUCCGGGGCAAUCUGAAACUCCCGGCUUUUUCCAAAUUACAUCGCUCCUCUAAUGCUCUUAUCCUAUUUUCCUUUUAGAAAUAAAAUCCACAAAAGAGGAAUUUGCAACAGAAGCAGCAGAGGGACCCCUGUGCUCUUGCACUGUGUAAGUGUUGUGGCCCUUCUAGGCCUUGACACACUGAACUCCCAAGUGUUGAACUGAAGGCAUGGCUACAGCGCAUCCAGCUGUGCUCCAGGUGUCAUCUCAGGGCACAAAGGAACGAAACCAGCCCCCGGUAAUGGGCAUUGCGGCUCCAAAGAAGGCAGCGAUGGCGUUAGAUGCCAUGAAGGUGUUAGAUCCACAUUGGUUAAAACCUGAUAGCAUUGAAACAGAAAGAGUCGUAUCUGUCUUGGAUGAGACGACUGCCAAGCUGGAGCUGAGCUGCUUGAUUCCACGCAUUAUCGACUCGCUGGAUAGGUUUUCUGCUCUGCUGGGACCUGAGAUCACAAACAAGCUAAUUGAGCACCAAAAGCUUUCAAACAAAAUGGAGCACCUGCUUGCCAGCCCUGAAGAAGAGGACACCAUGAAAGCUGAGGAGCAAAGGGUCUCUCUCUGCUCGCUGGAACAAGAGCUGAAGUGUUCUGUUAGAAAUAUCCUGAGACUUUUACUGGCCAGCCCUUCACUUUGUAAGGCUCUGAAAUACGAAACUAGGCCAAGAGAGCCACCAGCUGAAAUGUUUAUUGAAGCCUUUAGGGAGUUCAGGAAUUUCGUGUUUGAGCGACUCCUGACUAGUCCCACAGAAGAGGAAGAAAUGGGUCGGUUCAUGGAAGAUGUCUCCCUCCGGAUUAAGAAAAACACCGAAACAAUCACAGCUUCACAGGCAGAACUGGUGGCAGCAAUCUGUACUCGAGAUGAGGAGGUUCAGAAAAGGGACAAUAUGAUCAAAGACCUCAAAAAGAGCAUGCAAGAUCUAGCUGAAGACUGCAAGACCAGCAUUCUGCAGGUCAAGUGGGAAGGAGAAAAACAGCAAAAAGAGGAGCUGCAAGCUUCUCAGGCCAGGUGUGCCAGCCUACAGCAGGACGUUCAGCAGCUAGGAGCACAACUCAGUAAGCUGGUACUGGAGCAUCAAGCAUCAGAGCUGGCUCUCAGAAAGAGGAAGUGCAGAGCAGAGACGGAAAUUCUGAACUGGAUCCAGAAAUAUGACACAGACAUGGCAGAAAAACAGGCUGAGUAUGAGGAGGUUCAUGCUGCCUACACCAAGGAGAAGGCCCAGUUGUCCCUGCUGAUGGAGAAACACGCUCUGCUUCUCCAGGAGUAUUCCCAGAUCGAGGAGGAGCGCAGGAUAUGUCAGGAGAAGAAGAAGAAGGCUUUGGAGGAGUUGGCCACCAUGACCCUUGCUGCCACCCGCAUCCAGGCCUUCUGGAGAGGCUACUUGAUUCGGUCCACCUUCAAGUUAAAAAAGAAGAAGAAGGGCAAGGGCAAAGGCAAGGGCAAGGACAAAAAGGCUAAGAAAUAAUCACAGAAUCUAUUUUCUUUCCUUCAUCCUCUCCUGGCAACGCUGCUGACUCCUCUGAGACUGAGCUCGUCCAGAUAAAUGCAUUAGAGUUGAGAUAAUAUUUGCAUUAAGGCUCCAGCUGUCCAGGGGUGGAGCUGCCUCUCGUAGAUUGGGUCUAUCAGAGCGGUGGCAUGAAGACGUGUCUCUCCAUUUCAGGUUUAGCUUUGCUGCUCUGAAAAGGAGGAGGAGGUCUCCUGGUGAAGGGACUGGGCCAGGAGUGCAGAUUCCUGGCUUCUCUUCCUUGCCCAUACUUUGGUUGUGUGUCAGCACCUGCUUUAGAACUUUACCCCUAACUUUCACCAGUACUGACACACAAGGUGUAGAGAAAUGGCACACGGCCCAACAGGGUAUCACUCCUGGAAAUCCGCAUUUUUCAUCAGGGGAUAUCUGAAGGUGGGAUGUGGCACAGCCCAGCUCAUGCUCUGCCCCGAUCAUACAAGUUGCUCCCCAAGCCCAGCAGCAAACUGUGCCCCAUUUAAUGCCUAUUCCCGUUUUGACAGCACACUCUCCUCUGGAUUCUCCAAGGCCUAAUGCCCUGAGAGCACUCUGCAGCCUUUCCCUUUCACAGGGCCAGGAGUUACUUUAUUUAAUUCCUCUCUCUGCUUCUCAUUGUCAGUAACCAUGCAGAAACUCUGUAGCAUGGGGCUCUUUGCUCCUGUGCCUGCCAGGGCUGAAACUGGGCACGGGUGGAGUUACAGAGGUUUGACUUUGAGGUUUUACUUUCUUGGGGAACUAGGCUGCUGAAUGUGACCAGUGUGACCCGGGCAGCUCCUCUCACAUAUUCUUCACAUUUAACAAGUCUCAGAGUAAACAGCUUUUUGAUCCAGACUGCCCGUGACAUUUCUGCACUCCCUGACUUCAGUGGCUCGUCACUGCAGACUCUUUUCCCAGGAGAGGGCAGUGAUGGUGGCUGCAAAGCCCCAGCAGCCCCCAGUUCUUGGCUGCCUCUCUACCCCCUGCUCAUAAAUGGGUACCUGCAGCAAACGGACUGUGGUGCUAUGCAGACCAAGGCGGAGAGGGACCAUUUUCCCAUGGGCAAAGAGGCCCUGGAAGUGUUCAAAGCCUCAGCUUGCAGCGAGGGGAAGAUCACGCAGCAGAGCCCUGUGUACCGAAUACACGGCCCUGCCAGAUCUGCCCUGGAUUGUUUGGUUAAAAGCACGGGGUCACUGUGACACCUCCUUAACACGCUCGAUGUGAAUCAUGGUUUUUUUGCCAUCGUGUGUCCAGUCCUGUGCAGGAUCCCAAGUGCACGCUGUGAUCACCCACACCUGGACCCAAGGUUAUGACAGGCAGGAUCAGGUGAGACUCAUCCCUCCUCAGCCAUGGCCAGCGGAGGUUUCUUCUCUAGUUUGCAGCCAGAAGAGAUUGCAGGAUCCGUGGAGACUUUCGCAAGUUGGUACCCAUGUGGGUAGUUUGGGGUAUGAUUACACCAAGAAGGAAUGUUUCAUCUCCAGGUAGGCUUCGGUUUACAAAUACCCACAGCCCUUGAGUUCUUGGCAAAAGAAGGUUUGGACAUGCUUUUUUAAAACCCUUAACAGAGAAUGUCAGCGUGGUGCAGCGGUUGUUGGACGCUGAUUUUGAUGCCUUCCUGUCCGAGUUUUUCUAAAACUUCCAGAUGUUACCUCCAGAUGCCAAACCCUAUCUGGAGAGAUGUUCAGCUGGGUGGCAGUCCCAGAACACCUGAUGGGAACCUUUCAGCCUUUAGGGUCCAAAUUUCUCUCAGACUGUUUCCAGACACAGGACUUACCCAUAUAAGCUGUCUCAAUAUCUGCUAGUGCUGGCGAUGCUGGCACUCAUGGUUGAAGGUCUCUCAGGGGUGCCGCUUCAGAAUGCGAGGAAAUGUUCAACCAGCUUUAGCAGAGCAGAUGCAGCUCUGUACAGAGCAGUGGAUUGAGUUCAGCUACAUCUUUUUUCACCCUAGGAGCUGCCUGGCCCAGAUCCUCAGCCUUGGAUCCAAAUCCAUUUUCUGGAGAUGUUUCCGAGGCCUGUGUCAGAGGCUGUGGGAGCCUCUUUUCCCCUUGCUGCUCAUCACUGGCUGGCCCCAGCCUCAGCAUCUCUCUGCUGCUCAGUCUCAGACUGGCCAUUCAGUGCUAAUGGCACUUGUUCACAAGACUUUUAUUUACUGCCAGCCUACUGGGACCCUGUAACUGUUGUGGGGUCACCUGUGGGCCUCAUGUCACCCCACCUGCUCCUCCUUCCAGCACAGCCUCCCUGCCUUGCAGUAGA